UGCGAUAUUAUUAUUAUUAUCUCACAACACGACGCGCUUUAUCCACUAUAGCGGGUAAUUCCUGGAUCGACAGAGCAACCGGCUCAGCAGGUUACUCCAGAAAUCCCAGUAUAAAUGUAUAAAGCCCGUUCUGUACGCUUCUCAAGGCAUUUUUCUUAUUUUAAUUUAUCAAUCUCAUCUUCAUCUCCAAUAUCUGCUUCUCACCGUAGAUCUCUUUCGAUUUUGAUUCUGAAGUUAUAAGACGUGGAUGAUGGCAGAUAAUGAGGAAGGAGUAGAGGAGAAUACCUCGCGGGGAAAUGAAUGGGAAGUUGUUUCACUUACGGCAUCCACAUAUGAUGCUGCUCCUGGUCCAAAAGAAGUGGAACUGAAGGAUGAGGAAAACAAGGAUAAGGUAUAUGGAGAUGAAGCAGAAUCUUCUCGUGCUUCUUUGUUCUUCUCUCGUCACUUUGUCUUUCCACCUAGCCAACAUGAGAAUUUACCCUUGGAGCCUGAUAAUAGUGAGAUUCUCAAUGAAGAAGUUGGGAAGAAUGUUGUCUCUGAACUUGGUGUUGAAGAAGGUGAUAAAUUUGGCAGAAAGGAUGAAGAGAACCAGCCAUUCAAGGGGUUGCAUGUAUCUGAAGAGAUUCCUGGGUUACAGUUUUCUGAUGGAAAGGCCAUAUCUGGGUCAGAAUUUGAAGAAAGCACAACUUUGCAAGAGUUAGGUCUAAUUGAGAAGGAGCAGAGUAUAUACAACACAGAUGCAUUUAAUCCUUUCCAUAGUGAAACUGAACAUGAUGGAUCAGACACAUAUGGGGAGAGCCUGGGUAUUUCUAUUGCAAAUGAACAGUCAGAACAGGGAUCAGACUUCUCUACUGACAUUUCUCACUCCCCUAAGGCUGUCAAAUAUGAUGGAUCCAACCUUCCAUGUGAAGCUUGGUGGAAGAGAAGGGCAGCUUCCUUGUAUAGUCAUGCUAAAGAGACAAAUGCAUUAUGGUCCAUUUUUGUUGCAGCAGCUGUUAUGGGACUUGUAAUUAUUGGCCAGCGCUGGCAACAGGAAAGGUGGCGGGCUUUGCAACUCAAGUGGCAAGCCAACAUUAAUGAGAAAACUGGUAGGAUUCUGGGGCCUAUAUCACGACUUAAGGAUGUGAUUGUGGGGGGCCAUCGACGUGGAACAUUUAUCAGGGGAGGUUCCUCAAGUGAGAAUUAAGAUGGAGUUCCUGGGGUGAGAACCAAGAUGAUGACGAAAAGAACAGUGAGAGUCUGUCAGGGUGGGUUAUUAUUGUAUGUUGCUCCGUGGUUGACCUAUUUUUCUGAUGACAAAGCUGCAUAUUAAAAGUUGGUGGCGGUUGUGUUUGUAAUUAUGGUGGCAUAUUUGUUUCAUGGUUUAGUAUGGCAUUUUAUAUUGGUUUGGUGA
Molecule: messenger RNA, 1393 nt
Organism: Ricinus communis (castor bean)
Lineage: Eukaryota; Viridiplantae; Streptophyta; Magnoliopsida; Malpighiales; Euphorbiaceae
Product: ATG8-interacting protein 1
Exons: 3
Coding region: 248-1186 (312 amino acids)
Cellular component (GO): intracellular membrane-bounded organelle
Source: RefSeq, a predicted model, not a curated record